ACUGUGUGUAUACAUAACUUCCCGAUUGCCGAUUCUGCAGUGUGUGAAUUUGCCACGAACGAAGUCUCGAACGACCUGAUAAAUCUAGAAUAUCUUCACAACAUGAAUAGAUUAACAUGUCUACUUUAAGCAGUCGACAAACAGACUAAAUUUCCCGCGAGUCUGUUUUGAGUAUGCUGUCGUUGUUUGACAUUUGCAGCUGAAAUUCUACGUCGUAGAGGCGAGCUAGUUUGAUCUCAUAAUGGGGAACUGUCUGCAGGGUCAAACAGCUGACGAUAUUUCGUUGCUUCACGACGAUGCUGAAGUUCAUGAGCGCCUGGGACCCCCACCACCGUAUCAGGAGGAAGCUCCCGUUUACCAUGUGACACCAAACCAGAGAAGAUCAGCCAGUCAACUGACCGAAGAAGAACAAAUCCGAAUUGCCAAACGAAUUGGCCUUAUACAGCACUUGCCCAUAGGGCAAUAUGAUGGUAGCAAAAAGGCUAGAGAGUGUGUGAUAUGUAUGCUUGAUUUCCAAUUAAACGACCCCAUCCGCCUCCUGCCGUGCAUGCACAUCUACCACACAAAGUGUAUAGACGAUUGGUUGAUGCGCUCCUUCACGUGCCCGUCGUGCAUGGAACCCGUAGAGGCCGCUCUUCUGUCCACCUACGACGACGGACAUUAGGAGGUCAAUACCAGAGACUUUAUAAGAAUAUAUUUUUUUGUAGUCGUCCGAGAUGUUUUCUUCAAGAGGGAUCUGUAUAACGUGUGUAAGUGAGAGGCGUGAGAGCGGUUUCGACGACAUUUACAUCGAAAACGAAUUUGACGAUUGAACGAGUAAUGGUUCACCAUGCAGGUAAUAACGCGGAAGUUUUAUUGGAAUCGGAAAGCUCUUCUAAACGGUCGUGUGAUUUGCAACUGUUUGGGAGUAAAACAAUCAAGAAUCAGAGCAUGAUUUUUUAACUUCAUUGUGCUCCAGUCUCUGCUUAUUCCAAAAGUUCACAUAUAUGGAAUUAUCAUUAAAAAAAGGAAAACAAAGAGAAUGAACUGCAAUCACUGGAGUAUCUUUUACCAUCAAGAUGAUUGAAUAUGCGACGAAUGGCCGAGAAUAUACAUGUAAAAGAAGACAAGAAAAUACGUCGUCAGUAAUGAUUUAUUUUUCUGAUAGGCAUUCGAGGUAAAAGUUACAGAGAGAAGGUGAUCCUGAGCAACUUCUUUUUUUCUAUCUGAGGUUCUUUAUUUCUUGAGAACUGGAUAUUUUGUGCAUGUUUUGUACACAUUGCUGUAGGAAAAA
This is a messenger RNA of Strongylocentrotus purpuratus (purple sea urchin), 1273 nucleotides long. RefSeq names its product RING finger protein 11 (gene rnf11). NCBI's taxonomy places the organism in Eukaryota, Metazoa, Echinodermata, Echinoidea, Camarodonta, Strongylocentrotidae. The transcript is spliced from 3 exons. The coding region runs from base 242 to 664 and encodes 140 amino acids. The record is from RefSeq and is a predicted model, not a curated record.